AAAAUCGAAUACACAGGUUGAAAAGGUAGGAGUACGGGGAAAAAAACCUCAAGUCGAGCUUAAAGAAAAAGAAACGGAUUCAACCAUAUAAGCAGGACGAAAUACGUUAUCUCCCGUAUUUCCACGUUUCUUUUGAAAAGCUAAGGAUCCCAAGAGAGGGUAAGAAAUGUUUCCGUCGAAAGAUAAGAGUGCUGAAAUGGCGUUGUACCGUACUUUGUAUUCGUCAUUCCUGGAAGGUUUUCAAAAUCAAAAUGCUGCCAUUCGGCGGUGAACCCCGUGGAAACAGCCGCGCGUCGCAUCAAUCCCUGUAGCUGAACGGUCGGCUGGGCUCCCUCCACCUCCAGAUUCCAGUCCUCCUACACCGUUGUUUAUAGGGAACGGAACUCCCCCUUUCUCUCUCUUCUCAGUCCCCACUCCAACAUUGCGAGUGAAACCCUCCGAUUGAUUCCCCGAGCAGAGCGAAACCCCCUCGAGGCGUCCGAGCUCCAAGGUUCCGUUUCAGGAGUGCGUUGCGGAGGCAAUGGCGAUGGAUCCGCCCCUCAAAAGGAAGAGGGGGAGACCAUCUGGCUCUCAGUCCGCCAAGAGCAAGAUGGAGCAGAAGAUGGCAUUGGUCAAGCAGAGGCUCGCCUUGCUUGACAGUGCCAGCAGCAGCAGCGCUGAGAUUGACAAGGAUGAUGACUUUGUGCCCAUGGAUGAUGAGCUCACUAUCGUCGCUGCUCACCAGCCUAUAGAAAUUGAUUAUGGUGAUACCUACAAUGAAGACGAGGUUGUUCCUUUAAAAGUUUUGGCAUCGAAGGGAUUGGAGAGUGAGAAAAGAAGGCUUCCUGGCCAAAAUAUAAGUGCAAGCUAUGGAUCUGUGAUGGAUAGAGCUGUGGAGGUACAGGCGAAGUUGCCACCAGAACAUCCUAGCUUUGUCAAGCGUAUGCUCCAGUCUCAUGUUGUCCGUGGUUUUUGGCUGGGUCUGCCAACUUACUUUUGCAACAAACAUCUCCCAAAGGAAGACACCGGAAUUGUCCUAGAAGAUCAAAAUGGACAGGACCAUCAGACAUUGUAUCUUGGUGUUAAGCAGGGACUCAGUGCUGGGUGGAGAGGUUUUGCAAUUAAGCACGAUAUUAAGGUUGGCGAUGUUGUGAUUUUUCAGCUCGUGCGAUCGACGAAAUUUAAGGUAUAUAUAAUAAGAGCAAACGAAUUUACAACAGCUGAUGGAGCAAUCAGUCUGCUGAAUUUGGAAGUGCACAAGAAAGGGAAGCUAUCAAAAAAAGGAUGUUUCGAUGAUGCCAAGUCUAGGGAGGCUGAGAAAGCUAGCCCAGUCGACGACAAAGUCCCUGCCCCUCAGAGUGAUGACAAUAAUGCUGUAGUCAGUGAAGCAAUAGAUGGCCUGAGGAUCUCAGCAGACUCAGACAUGGACUUUGGUGAUGUCACGAGCUUCAGCAACUUCAACAUUGUGGUUGACAGCUUGGUCAUCGACUGCAAGUUUCAUGAUCAUCUGCGCAGGACAUACUAUGAGCUCUGUUGCUCCCAGAAAUCCUUCCUUCACAAGAAUCUGCUGAAGCAGCUAAACCUGGCCCUUGUCGUGGGAGUGAUCAUGGAGACGAUCAGCAUCGCGGAGGGUAUCCGAGCCUGCAAGGCGCAGGCUCCUUCCCGCGAGGACUUGGUGAUCUGGAAGAAGACCCUGGAGUCCCUGGAGCUGCUGGGCAUGAACGUCGCGUUCCUGCUGAAACGCAUCAACGAUCUCCUCGGCCUCCCAGCUGGGGCAAGAGACCUCUCGGAGUGCCAGAAGUACAAGGAACUGAAGUCGGAGAGGGCCCAUGCUGGGGAGAAAGUGAAAGUGCUUGAGCUUAUGCUGUUGAAUGUGAAGGGCGUGCUGCAGAAAAUGGACGCGGAGAUGGAGGAGAUGGAGUCGAGCGUGAAGAGAAGUGGUCUGAUGCUGCAGCAGUUGGCCACGGCACCAUGGUGAUCUUGCCGGUUACCAGAGGCAGGAAAUAUUUUCGGUACAUCUUUCAGCAGUGAGUGUAAAGGAAGAUGCACUGGCUGGAGUAGUGAGGAAACUGGUGUCUGCAGAAGAUGGGCACUGCAUCAUGCAUGCCUACUGAGGGUGAGUGGUGAGUCUGAUGCUAGUUAGGAGUUAGGGCUGGCAGUGGCGAGGCCACACUUUGUGUGCACCUUCAGCAGCUGCAGAGUAGUAGGAGCUAGUACAUGUCUUGGUGUGGGUAGCAGUAACACACUUUGGUGUCCAGUUAGCAGCAAGUAACUGGGACACUCUUUUGGUGGUGAAGUGACUGUAAUCCCCAUGAAAAAUUUCUGGGACCGGAAAUGAAUCAAGGAGAAUCGUUCCUGUGCAA
This is a messenger RNA of Panicum hallii, 2342 nucleotides long. RefSeq names its product B3 domain-containing protein Os01g0234100-like. The record is from RefSeq and is a predicted model, not a curated record. The coding region runs from base 521 to 1957 and encodes 478 amino acids. Gene Ontology annotation, molecular function: DNA binding. The transcript is spliced from 8 exons. NCBI's taxonomy places the organism in Eukaryota, Viridiplantae, Streptophyta, Magnoliopsida, Poales, Poaceae.